AUGUACGGUGCAGACGCACUUGACAGUGUCGGACACGCCAACACGAGGCCUAGGAGCGCCUGCGAACAAAAGAACGCACAUAUACAGCUGGAUGCCAACACAAUGCUGAAGGGAGGGAAGUCUUCUUUGUGGAGGGCCGACACGCUGCAGACUUGCAAUCCAGAACCACACCCGAGUGGUUCUUCGGCCCCAGUGACCGGGUGUGCGCCAUUUCCAUUGCCGCAGUGCAUCAAGUCCUCGUCUGCUGCUUCGCCCUUGGAGAUGACCUGUUGCAGGGUCCCCAUGGCUUUUUGCACUUGA
Symbiodinium natans is the source of this 300-nucleotide messenger RNA. The record is from the annotation of a GenBank genome assembly. Lineage: Eukaryota; Dinophyceae; Suessiales; Symbiodiniaceae.